CAAAAAUGAAAUACACACAUGUAAACCAUAUACAUACAUUGUGUGUCCUCAAAUAUAACUAUAAAAAGGCUAUAUUUGAGAGAUUCAGGCAUAAAUAAUUUUUCAGCAGAUACCACUGACAAAAUACACUGUUGAGAGAUUUUGAAUCAUGCAAAAUUUACUACUACAGACACUAUGUUGCCUACUGCUCCUAUUAUCUGAUAACAAUGCAAGUAAUGAAAAUGGUGAAAACAAGUUAGAUACUCACUAUGAUCUGAAUUCAACACUGGACAUAUACGCAGAGUCAUACCGGGAAGCUGUGGAUUAUAAAUUUCGUAUGACUGAAAUUCAGAAAUUCAAAGAUCGCCGGAAUUUCAAAACAAUAAUAAAACCUGAAAUCCUGAGACUUGAACACCUUUAUCAAAGUAAAUGGGCGAAGGAAUUCCUCGAAUCAAUCGGUGCAGAAGAUAAGAAGCUGGUGGAUUUUUCUACUGAUGAAUACAGAAAGGCACUGGAAAAAGAUACCUCUUUUAAUUACGCAGUUCUUGCUAAUAAAGGAUUAUACAAUCAGACGAAAUUGCAUAUUUCAAAGAAAUGGGAAAAUCGAAAAAAUCUCGAUAUUGCAGAAGCCAAAUAUUUUGCGAAGACAUCAGGCAAUUUGAAGAAAGACGAAGUUCAAAUUGAAAUGAUGAAGAAGGAAUUUAUGGAAGCAAAGGAAGCAGUGAAAAUAUCCAAAGAUAAGCUUGAAUGGCUGGAAGAGGCAGCAGUCACUGCAACUCAUCAACACAGAGAUAUUUUAAAAUAUUUCCGAACUUCGGAGAAAAGAAGAUCUAGAACUGACAUAUUGUAUGCUGCUAGAGUAAACGAAGUGUAUCAGAAGGCUCGUAUUAAUUUUGCCAUCGGCACAAAGGAACUAGGUGAAAAAAUAAAACUAUUGGAAAUCAAGAGGAUUGAAUUUUUGAAGUGUAAGUUGAAAUAUUGA
Trichobilharzia szidati is the source of this 961-nucleotide messenger RNA. The record is from the annotation of a GenBank genome assembly. Lineage: Eukaryota; Metazoa; Platyhelminthes; Trematoda; Strigeidida; Schistosomatidae.